This is a messenger RNA of Insectozyma verbasci, 1485 nucleotides long. NCBI's taxonomy places the organism in Eukaryota, Fungi, Ascomycota, Pichiomycetes, Serinales, Debaryomycetaceae. The record is from the annotation of a GenBank genome assembly.
AUGAACCUGAAUAAUAUAAAAGUUACCGUUCGCGUCAGGCCAUUGUUAAAAAGAGAGAUUGAGAGUAAUAACAAUGCUGGUUCAUUAAUAUCUAUGCCUGACUCAAACACAGUCAUUUUACAAAACUCAAAAACUGAUGAUAAAAAAGAAUUUCAAUUUGAUGAAUGUAUUUGGUCGUACAAUAAACAGGACUCAAAUUUUGUUGAUAAUUAUAAAUAUUAUUCCAAAGUAGGUCCAGAAUUAUUAUCGCAUUUGUUUGAAGGUUUCAAUGUUUGUUUAUUAGCAUAUGGUCAAACAUCCUCGGGUAAAACAUUUACAAUGAUGGGAAAUAAACACGAACCAGGUAUAAUUCCAUUUUUAAUUAAAGAUAUUUUGAAACAGAUGGAAAUAUCAGUUAAUGAAAAGAUUAAUAGUGAGUUGAAAUUUUCAUACAUUGAAAUUUAUAAUGAACAAGUUAAAGAUUUAUUGAGUGAUUCAGAUAGUAAAAAAUGUAAAAUUAGAGAACAUCCAAUUACUGGACAAUAUGUUGAAAAUGUCAAAGAACAUAUGAUUGAAAAUUAUCAACAAUUUUUGAAAUUAUUGAAUAAAGGUAAUAUCCAAAGAUCUACAGCUACUACAUCAAUGAAUGAUAAAAGUUCACGAAGCCAUGCCAUAAUUACGCUAACUUUGAAACAAACAAAAUUCGAAAAAUCAGAUAGUGAUAGUAUUGGAGAUGCAGAAGAAGAAAUGAUUUCUAAUAUAAAGUUAGUUGAUUUGGCUGGUUCAGAAAGAUUAACAAAGACAAAAUUAUAUGGACAGCAUGAUAGAGUUAAAGAAGGUUCAUUAAUUAAUAAAUCCUUGACUGUUUUAGGUAGAUGCAUUAAUUUGUUAUCAUCAAAAUCUACAAAUAUAAUACCAUACAGAGACUCAAUUUUAACUUAUUUGCUAAAAGAGAAUUUAUCAGGUAAUUCAAAAACAUGUAUGAUAUUUUGUGUUUCACCUAUGGAUUAUGAAGAAACAAAUAUGACAUUAAAUUAUGCUAAAGAAGUUAAAAAGAUCAAAACUCAAGCUAAAGCGAAUAAAGUGAAAUUGUCAAAUGUACCUUUAGAUUGGCAAAAUUUACAAAAUAAAGAUCAAACUAUGAUUGAUUCAUUGAAGAAUGAAAUUAAUUUAUUGAAUGAAAAGCUAAGCAAUUUACAAUUACUACAAUCAACUCCAUCAAAUGUAACUAAUAUAAUUGAAUUUCUAGAUAAAGAAAGUCAGAAAGUUAAAUUUGAGAAUAAAUAUUUAAAGAACCAGUUGUUGAAAAAAAAUAAUCUUAUAAUGGAGCUAAAUAAUCAUAUUGAUUUUAUAGAAGCGGAAUAUGAUCAAUUAUGUCAGGAAUCAUUUGAAAAGGAGAUGGACUUACUUGAAUCGAGUAAGCACCUACUACUUAAAGAAGUUGAAUUUAAGAAUAAGUCAAUUAUUGAAGACUUAACCAAAUUUAACCUAAACAGUUUUACAUAG